Molecule: messenger RNA, 814 nt
Organism: Salvia splendens (bonfire salvia)
Lineage: Eukaryota; Viridiplantae; Streptophyta; Magnoliopsida; Lamiales; Lamiaceae
Product: serotonin N-acetyltransferase 2, chloroplastic
Exons: 1
Coding region: 67-609 (180 amino acids)
Cellular component (GO): cytoplasm
Molecular function (GO): N-acetyltransferase activity
Source: RefSeq, a predicted model, not a curated record
AUAGAAAUCUCAUUUAUCAACAUAUAGUAUCCAUCUACCUUAUCUAUCAAAAGUUUAGAAGAAGAAAUGCUCCUCCACAAUCACAUCCUACCACUCCGGCUGCCGAGCAGCCGCAACCGCAACGGCCGUCGGGCAGCGACAACGGGCAGCUUCUCGUUGUCGGACGAGUCGCUUUCCUCCCGCGGGUUCACGUUCCACCGCAGCGCAGAGAAUCUGAACCUUGAGCAGCUGAACUCCGUGUUCGCCGCCGUGGGAUUCCCGCGUCGCGACCCGGAAAAGAUCCGGGUGGCGCUGGAGCACACGGAGCCGCUGGUGUGGGUGGAGUACGAGAAGACGAAGAGGCCGGUGGCGUUCGCGAGAGCGACCGGCGACGGCGUGUUCAACGCGAUCAUAUGGGACGUGGUGGUGGACCCCAGCUUCCAAGGCUUCGGCCUCGGAAAGGCUGUGAUGGAGAGGAUCCUCACAGCCCUGUUAGACAAGGGGAUUACCAACAUCGCCUUGUAUUCGGAGCCUCGGGUCCUCGGGUUUUACCGCCCGCUCGGGUUUGUAGCCGACCCGGAUGGCAUCCGGGGAAUGGUCUACUCUAGGAAGAAUAAAUCAAAAACUUAAUUACUACUAUGAAAUCAAUUCUUCAUUCAUAGCAACCUACAGCCUUCUUUAAUUGCAGCUGGCUGGUAUAAUAUCAUCAUUUCAUCUUGCCACCAUUUCCUUUAUUGAAUUUGUAAAGAUCUAGAAUAAAAAUUUUGUGCAAUACAUCAAUUAUGUAAUAUUAGGAUAAUGUGAUUUAUUUGAAUUUUAUUUUAAAAAUUGAAAA